GGGAUUGGCAAGGGAUAAGGAAGGGGGGAGGAUCAGUUUAAAACAGUACAUGUGUUAGAUCAUCAAGCUCUGUAAAGGUCUUCGUUCCGUAGGUGAUACUUCGUACUAAAAUUAAAUUAAAUAAUGGAUGAUGAUGGUGGAGACUGGUUUGCGGCAGCUGAUGAUGAACCAGCGCCAGCAGCGGCAGCACCAGCACCAGCCGCGGGUGGAGCAGCAGCUGCACCCGCAGGAGCUGAACCAGCUGGUGGUGAAACAAAACCAGUUGAUGAACCUAAACCGGAAGCAGAAGCGGAAUAUUUAGAUCCAGAUAAGCUACUUCUUUGCAAACAUUGGAUUCGUCCAAAAUUCCUUCAAUACAACUACCUCUAUGAUUAUAGACUAAAUUAUUACGACGACGUAAUUGAUUAUUUAGAUAAAAGACAACAUGGUUUCAUAAGAGAUAUUCCAAGAGCUCAAACUUGGGCUGAAAGGGCGUUGAGAACUUAUAACAGCCGUUUGGGUAAAGCGAAGUAUAUGUACGAUUGUCAUCACGAUACCAAACUUUGUACAAAUAUCCGGUUGAGUUCUCGCUUCCACAUUUAUCAUAGCAAAGAGUAUUUCAACCGAAGAUACUCAUCUCUAAUGUAAGUGUCUUCACUUUCAAAUGUAACUGUUUUAUAGUUACAUUGAGUUUGAGUUAGUUUUUUUUGAUAAUUUAAAAGACACACACGAAAUAAUUUAAAGUAAAGAAAAAUGUUUUAAAAAAAAGUUACAAAUACAACGAAAAUAGUGAUAAAUCAAUUUACUUACACUUCUUUUUGUUUUUUUUUUCUGUUAAUUUUCAAUAAACAAUUUAUUAACGUU
Molecule: messenger RNA, 843 nt
Organism: Onthophagus taurus
Lineage: Eukaryota; Metazoa; Arthropoda; Insecta; Coleoptera; Scarabaeidae
Gene: fln
Product: flightin
Source: RefSeq, a predicted model, not a curated record